AUGUUGCCACUGCCCACCGCGGGGGCGGUCACCGCCGCAGGGGUAGCGGCGCCCCUCAGGUCUCGUCCGCUCCGCCUCAUCGCGACUCGAGCCGCCAGUACCCCUUCUUCUCCCUCUACUUCCACCUCGGCCAUAUCCAGCGCGUCACCAGCGGGGCAUUCCCGCAAGCACCUGUCGGGCAGGGACGGCUCCCCGUCGAAGCCCACCAAGUCCCGGGUGUUCUUCCUCGACGUCAAUCCUUUAUGCUUCCGCGGCUCCCAGCGCAGCCUCGGCGCCUUUGCGCGCUGGCUGGCGCUCUUCUUCGCACACGUUUUGGACGGGGAAGGAGGGAACGAGUACCGGAGGCGGUUGCUGCCUUCGUACAAGGCGCAUAGGGCUCGCGGCGUUGGCACUGGCGCUGACACGCGCGUCGUCAACGUUCUCCGCGAAUGCAAUGUCCCGGUUGUAAGAGUCGAUGGAUAUGAGGCUGAUGAUGUGGUGGCUACCUUGACAGAACAGGUUCUACAGAAAGGUUACAGAGUUGUCAUUGCCUCACCAGAUAAAGACUUCAAGCAGCUGAUAUCUGAUGAUGUUCAGUUAGUCAUGCCCAUUCCUGAGAUUGGCCGAUGGUCGUUCUAUACAUUAAGGCAUUAUGUCGCUCAAUACAAGUGUGAUCCAACUGCAGACUUAAGCCUUAGGUGCUUCAUGGGUGAUGAAGCAGAUGGUGUUCCAGGAAUCCAGCACUUGGUUCCGGGAUUUGGUAGAAAGACUGCAGUGAAACUACUGCAAAAACAUGGUUCAUUAGAAAACUUGCUAAACACAGCUGCAGUUAGAACUGUUGGCAAAGAUUAUGCCCAGGAUGCUCUCACUAAGCAUGCAGAUUACUUACGGAAAAAUUACAAAGUUCUUAGCCUGAAGAGGGAUGUUGAUGUUCAGUUUGAUGAUAGUUGGUUAUCCACGAGGAACACAAGCAAUGACACCAAUGUUCUAGCUGACUUCAUCCUUAAAUUUAAUAGCGAAGGCAGAAGCUAA
Miscanthus lutarioriparius is the source of this 1011-nucleotide messenger RNA. The record is from the annotation of a GenBank genome assembly. Lineage: Eukaryota; Viridiplantae; Streptophyta; Magnoliopsida; Poales; Poaceae.